This is a messenger RNA of Drosophila santomea, 1203 nucleotides long. RefSeq lists its product as uncharacterized. Bases 363 to 680 code for a protein of 105 amino acids. Gene Ontology annotation, molecular function: RNA binding. NCBI's taxonomy places the organism in Eukaryota, Metazoa, Arthropoda, Insecta, Diptera, Drosophilidae. The record is from RefSeq and is a predicted model, not a curated record. The transcript has a single exon.
UAUCUUUGCUGAUCUAUGGCGCUGGCGAGGAUUGGAUUGGCAAUCUAAGGCGAUUUGAACCUUCAACCGGAUCUAGAGCAUUGGUGCUUAAGAAGCAGAUUCUGGGAGAAUACUCAAACCAAUUCGAAAGCUAUACUUUGCGAUGGCAAUCUCUGUGGACUGGACUGUUUUGCUUCUAAUUCUCUUGGAAAUGUUUCAUCUGAAAACCUAGACGCUAGAGUUGCCACCAAUUAUUCCCAGGCCUUGUGAUAGUUGGAAACCAUCCAUCGCUAGAAGUAGUUCGCUCAUUGUACCUGGUAACACUUUCAAAGCGAAACCUUUUUUGACAACCAGCCAGCAGCUAAGCAGCAAUAAGUCGCAGAAUGCCUGUUAACAAUAUCUCGGGAAUUAAGCUCUCCAGUGGACCGACGCAUCUGAGAAGUAGGAUCCUUGUGCGAAACCUACCGACUUGCACCCGCCACGAGCUAGCUAGGCUCUGCAUACCAUUCGGCGAAAUCCUUGGCUCGCUGGUCCUCGGAAACCACGGGUUUAUCCAGUUUGCAAGGGAGAGCGACGCCCAGACCGCCAUACAGAUCCUUGACCAAUCAUUCUUCAAAUCGAAGCUUAUUCUAGUCUCGAGUGCCAGCUUCCGUUCCCUCAGGGCCAAUAACAUCAACUUUGGCCCCGCUGGAGGAGCAUGAUCGAGUGGCCUGAUGAUGAUGAUGACGUUGUCGUCGUGACUCUGCAGUUUCAAAAGCGAUGACGAGGAAGAAGAAGAACAGGGUGACAGUCCGGUAGCGGAAUCAAGCAAGAGGAAGAGUUAGACGCAGAACAGAAUCACGAAGAGGAACGAGAGAGUCGACACAAAACUCUCUCUUGCUCUACAAGAAGAACAUGAUGAUGACGUUGUCGUCGUGACUCUGCAGUUUUAAAAGCGAUGACGAGGAAGAAGAAGAACAGGGUGACAGUCCGGUAGCGGAAUCAAGCAAGAGGAAGAGUUAGACGCAGAACAGAAUCACGAAGAGGAACGAGAGAGUCGACACACAGAGAGAGUCGAUACAACGACGAGGAUGACAAGCAAACCAACAAAACUGGGAAAACUCUUUCUUGCUCUACAAGAAGAACACACCAACUCUCUACAAAAUGAACACAUCGAUAGGCCAAAUAUUUUCGGCCAAUUCACAUAAUCACAAAAAUUCAAACAAUAAUAAAAAUUCUUAAAAC